CAAUCAUUGCAUCAUUCACAUUCGCAUCAUCAUCACUAUUGCCAUAAUUCAUCAUCAUCGAAAAAAUUAUCCAAAAUCCUUAUGGCCAUUAUAAUGACCAUAAUAUAUGAUUUAUAUUUCAUUUCAUCAUUAUCAUCCACAACAUCAUCAUCAUCAUUAUCAUUUGCAUCAUCCGCAUCAAUAUUCGGAGGUGUACACGCUACACCAAUAUUUUCAAAUGAUCCAUCAACGUUAUCAUCAUCAUCAUUAUCGUCGUCGACGUUACAGUCCAAAAUGAUUGUCAACAACAACAACAACAAUGAUAAUAAUCCCAAUCAACUGAUGAAUUGGAUUAGAUUUUUAAAUUAUCGUUUACCGAUCAUAUUGAAAACAUCAUUUUCAAACAACAACAUUGAUAAUAAUGUUGUUGUUGAUGAUGAUAGUGGUAAUAAUAAUGAUGAUGAUUUGGAUGUUGAUUUUGAUGGCCUAAAUAAUUAUAAAGAAAAACCAAUAAACAUAUUGUCGACGACUACGAUAAAAAAAUUACCAUUAUCAACAGAAGUAGUGGAAAAAAAUGAAAAAUUUAUUCAUAAAAUGAUCAAUAAUGAAGAAAAAUCAAACUGGCAGAAGAAAAUUGAUGAAAAUGUCAACGACGAUAUUAAUGACAAUAACAUUAAUGAACGUAAAAAACGUAGCGGUAUUGCUGAUCAACGUUUAGCUGAAUUAUUAGAAUUAGCUAGAAUGGAUAUGAUACGUAAAUUAGUACGUGAUAAUAAUCAAAUCAAACAUCAUUCAUCAAUGAUUGAUGAUGAUGAUAUUGCCUAUGGUCUUAUUGAUCCACAUAUUAUUGGUCGAAGACGAUAAAAAUCAAAAGAGUUUGAUCAACCUAACCGUGGGGUUUUUUUCAACAUCAUCAUCGUCAUCAUCAUCAAAUGAUCAACAGCAACAGCAACAACAUUUUGGAGAGUUUUUUGUUUUCACCAAAAAAAUUCAAAAAAAAAAAAUCCAAUUUCCAAACAU
Dermatophagoides pteronyssinus (European house dust mite) is the source of this 999-nucleotide messenger RNA. RefSeq lists its product as uncharacterized. NCBI's taxonomy places the organism in Eukaryota, Metazoa, Arthropoda, Arachnida, Sarcoptiformes, Pyroglyphidae. The record is from RefSeq and is a predicted model, not a curated record.